Messenger RNA from Closterium sp. Naga37s-1, 25197 nucleotides. The record is from the annotation of a GenBank genome assembly. Lineage: Eukaryota; Viridiplantae; Streptophyta; Zygnematophyceae; Desmidiales; Closteriaceae.
AUGGGGUUUGAAGGGGUGGAGUUCAUUUUUGAGGCGACUCAAAAAUCGAGGAGAAUGGGGUUUGAAGGGGUGGAGUUCAUUUUUGAGGCGACUCAAAAAUCGAGGAGAAUGGGGUUUGAAGGGGUGGAGUUCAUUUUUGAGGCGACUCAAAAAUCGAGGAGAAUGGGGUUUGAAGGGGUGGAGUUCAUUUUUGAGGCGACUCAAAAAUCGAGGAGAAUGGGGUUGAAGGGGUGGAGUUCAUUUUUGAGGCGACUCAAAAAUCGAGGAGAAUGGGGUUUGAAGGGGUGGAGUUUCAUUUUUGAGGCGACUCAAAAAUCGAGGAGAAUGGGGUUUGAAGGGGUGGAGUUCAUUUUUGAGGCGACUCAAAAAUCGAGGAGAAUGGGGUUUGAAGGGGUGGAGUUCAUUUUUGAGGCGACUCAAAAAUCGAGGAGAAUGGGGUUUGAAGGGGUGGAGUUCAUUUUUGAGGCGACUCAAAAAUCGAGGAGAAUGGGGUUUGAAGGGGUGGAGUUCAUUUUUGAGGCGACUCAAAAAUCGAGGAGAAUGGGGUUUGAAGGGGUGGAGUUCAUUUUUGAGGCGACUCAAAAAUCGAGGAGAAUGGGGUUUGAAGGGGUGGAGUUCAUUUUUGAGGCGACUCAAAAAUCGAGGAGAAUGGGGUUUGAAGGGGUGGAGUUCAUUUUUGAGGCGACUCAAAAAUCGAGGAGAAUGGGGUUUGAAGGGGUGGAGUUCAUUUUUGAGGCGACUCAAAAAUCGAGGAGAAUGGGGUUUGAAGGGGUGGAGUUCAUUUUUGAGGCGACUCAAAAAUCGAGGAGAAUGGGGUUUGAAGGGGUGGAGUUCAUUUUUGAGGCGACUCAAAAAUCGAGGAGAAUGGGGUUUGAAGGGGUGGAGUUCAUUUUUGAGUCGACUCAAAAAUCGAGGAGAAUGGGGUUUGAAGGGGUGGAGUUCAUUUUUGAGGCGACUCAAAAAUCGAGGAGAAUGGGGUUUGAAGGGGGGUGGAGUUCAUUUUUGAGGCGACUCAAAAAAUCGAGGAGAAUGGGGUUUGAAGGGGUGGAGUUCAUUUUUGAGGCGACUCAAAAAUCGAGGAGAAUGGGGUUUGAAGGGGUGGAGUUCAUUUUUGAGGCGACUCAAAAAUCGAGGAGAAUGGGGUUUGAAGGGGUGGAGUUCAUUUUUGAGGCGACUCAAAAAUCGAGGAGAAUGGGGUUUGAAGGGGUGGAGUUCAUUUUUGAGGCGACUCAAAAAUCGAGGAGAAUGGGGUUUGAAGGGGUGGAGUUCAUUUUUGAGGCGACUCAAAAAUCGAGGAGAAUGGGGUUUGAAGGGGUGGAGUUCAUUUUUGAGGCGACUCAAAAAUCGAGGAGAAUGGGGUUUGAAGGGGUGGAGUUCAUUUUUGAGGCGACUCAAAAAUCGAGGAGAAUGGGGUUUGAAGGGGUGGAGUUCAUUUUUGAGGCGACUCAAAAAUCGAGGAGAAUGGGGUUUGAAGGGGUGGAGUUCAUUUUUGAGGCGACUCAAAAAUCGAGGAGAAUGGGGUUUGAAGGGGUGGAGUUCAUUUUUGAGGCGACUCAAAAAUCGAGGAGAAUGGGGUUUGAAGGGGUGGAGUUCAUUUUUGAGGCGACUCAAAAAUCGAGGAGAAUGGGGUUUGAAGGGGUGGAGUUCAUUUUUGAGGCGACUCAAAAAUCGAGGAGAAUGGGGUUUGAAGGGGUGGAGUUCAUUUUUGAGGCGACUCAAAAAUCGAGGAGAAUGGGGUUUGAAGGGGUGGAGUUCAUUUUUGAGGCGACUCAAAAAUCGAGGAGAAUGGGGUUUGAAGGGGUGGAGUUCAUUUUUGAGGCGACUCAAAAAUCGAGGAGAAUGGGGUUUGAAGGGGUGGAGUUCAUUUUUGAGGCGACUCAAAAAUCGAGGAGAAUGGGGUUUGAAGGGGUGGAGUUCAUUUUUGAGGCGACUCAAAAAUCGAGGAGAAUGGGGUUUGAAGGGGUGGAGUUCAUUUUUGAGGCGACUCAAAAAUCGAGGAGAAUGGGGUUCGAAGGGGUGGAGUUCAUUUUUGAGGCGACUCAAAAAUCGAGGAGAAUGGGGUUUGAAGGGGUGGAGUUCAUUUUUGAGGCGACUCAAAAAUCGAGGAGAAUGGGGUUUGAAGGGGUGGAGUUCAUUUUUGAGGCGACUCAAAAAUCGAGGAGAAUGGGGUUUGAAGGGGUGGAGUUCAUUUUUGAGGCGACUCAAAAAUCGAGGAGAAUGGGGUUUGAAGGGGUGGAGUUCAUUUUUGAGGCGACUCAAAAAUCGAGGAGAAUGGGGUUUGAAGGGGUGGAGUUCAUUUUUGAGGCGACUCAAAAAUCGAGGAGAAUGGGGUUUGAAGGGGUGGAGUUCAUUUUUGAGGCGACUCAAAAAUCGAGGAGAAUGGGGUUUGAAGGGGUGGAGUUCAUUUUUGAGGCGACUCAAAAAUCGAGGAGAAUGGGGUUUGAAGGGGUGGAGUUCAUUUUUGAGGCGACUCAAAAAUCGAGGAGAAUGGGGUUUGAAGGGGUGGAGUUCAUUUUUGAGGCGACUCAAAAAUCGAGGAGAAUGGGGUUUGAAGGGGUGGAGUUCAUUUUUGAGGCGACUCAAAAAUCGAGGAGAAUGGGGUUUGAAGGGGUGGAGUUCAUUUUUGAGGCGACUCAAAAAUCGAGGAGAAUGGGGUUUGAAGGGGUGGAGUUCAUUUUUGAGGCGACUCAAAAAUCGAGGAGAAUGGGGUUUGAAGGGGUGGAGUUCAUUUUUGAGGCGACUCAAAAAUCGAGGAGAAUGGGGUUUGAAGGGGUGGAGUUCAUUUUUGAGGCGACUCAAAAAUCGAGGAGAAUGGGGUUUGAAGGGGUGGAGUUCAUUUUUGAGGCGACUCAAAAAUCGAGGAGAAUGGGGUUUGAAGGGGUGGAGUUCAUUUUUGAGGCGACUCAAAAAUCGAGGAGAAUGGGGUUUGAAGGGGUGGAGUUCAUUUUUGAGGCGACUCAAAAAUCGAGGAGAAUGGGGUUUGAAGGGGUGGAGUUCAUUUUUGAGGCGACUCAAAAAUCGAGGAGAAUGGGGUUUGAAGGGGUGGAGUUCAUUUUUGAGGCGACUCAAAAAUCGAGGAGAAUGGGGUUUGAAGGGGUGGAGUUCAUUUUUGAGGCGACUCAAAAAUCGAGGAGAAUGGGGUUUGAAGGGGUGGAGUUCAUUUUUGAGGCGACUCAAAAAUCGAGGAGAAUGGGGUUUGAAGGGGUGGAGUUCAUUUUUGAGGCGACUCAAAAAUCGAGGAGAAUGGGGUUUGAAGGGGUGGAGUUCAUUUUUGAGGCGACUCAAAAAUCGAGGAGAAUGGGGUUUGAAGGGGUGGAGUUCAUUUUUGAGGCGACUCAAAAAUCGAGGAGAAUGGGGUUUGAAGGGGUGGAGUUCAUUUUUGAGGCGACUCAAAAAUCGAGGAGAAUGGGGUUUGAAGGGGUGGAGUUCAUUUUUGAGGCGACUCAAAAAUCGAGGAGAAUGGGGUUUGAAGGGGUGGAGUUCAUUUUUGAGGCGACUCAAAAAUCGAGGAGAAUGGGGUUUGAAGGGGUGGAGUUCAUUUUUGAGGCGACUCAAAAAUCGAGGAGAAUGGGGUUUGAAGGGGUGGAGUUCAUUUUUGAGGCGACUCAAAAAUCGAGGAGAAUGGGGUUUGAAGGGGUGGAGUUCAUUUUUGAGGCGACUCAAAAAUCGAGGAGAAUGGGGUUUGAAGGGGUGGAGUUCAUUUUUGAGGCGACUCAAAAAUCGAGGAGAAUGGGGUUUGAAGGGGUGGAGUUCAUUUUUGAGGCGACUCAAAAAUCGAGGAGAAUGGGGUUUGAAGGGGUGGAGUUCAUUUUUGAGGCGACUCAAAAAUCGAGGAGAAUGGGGUUUGAAGGGGUGGAGUUCAUUUUUGAGGCGACUCAAAAAUCGAGGAGAAUGGGGUUUGAAGGGGUGGAGUUCAUUUUUGAGGCGACUCAAAAAUCGAGGAGAAUGGGGUUUGAAGGGGUGGAGUUCAUUUUUGAGGCGACUCAAAAAUCGAGGAGAAUGGGGUUUGAAGGGGUGGAGUUCAUUUUUGAGGCGACUCAAAAAUCGAGGAGAAUGGGGUUUGAAGGGGUGGAGUUCAUUUUUGAGGCGACUCAAAAAUCGAGGAGAAUGGGGUUUGAAGGGGUGGAGUUCAUUUUUGAGGCGACUCAAAAAUCGAGGAGAAUGGGGUUUGAAGGGGUGGAGUUCAUUUUUGAGGCGACUCAAAAAUCGAGGAGAAUGGGGUUUGAAGGGGUGGAGUUCAUUUUUGAGGCGACUCAAAAAUCGAGGAGAAUGGGGUUUGAAGGGGUGGAGUUCAUUUUUGAGGCGACUCAAAAAUCGAGGAGAAUGGGGUUUGAAGGGGUGGAGUUCAUUUUUGAGGCGACUCAAAAAUCGAGGAGAAUGGGGUUUGAAGGGGUGGAGUUCAUUUUUGAGGCGACUCAAAAAUCGAGGAGAAUGGGGUUUGAAGGGGUGGAGUUCAUUUUUGAGGCGACUCAAAAAUCGAGGAGAAUGGGGUUUGAAGGGGUGGAGUUCAUUUUUGAGGCGACUCAAAAAUCGAGGAGAAUGGGGUUUGAAGGGGUGGAGUUCAUUUUUGAGGCGACUCAAAAAUCGAGGAGAAUGGGGUUUGAAGGGGUGGAGUUCAUUUUUGAGGCGACUCAAAAAUCGAGGAGAAUGGGGUUUGAAGGGGUGGAGUUCAUUUUUGAGGCGACUCAAAAAUCGAGGAGAAUGGGGUUUGAAGGGGUGGAGUUCAUUUUUGAGGCGACUCAAAAAUCGAGGAGAAUGGGGUUUGAAGGGGUGGAGUUCAUUUUUGAGGCGACUCAAAAAUCGAGGAGAAUGGGGUUUGAAGGGGUGGAGUUCAUUUUUGAGGCGACUCAAAAAUCGAGGAGAAUGGGGUUUGAAGGGGUGGAGUUCAUUUUUGAGGCGACUCAAAAAUCGAGGAGAAUGGGGUUUGAAGGGGUGGAGUUCAUUUUUGAGGCGACUCAAAAAUCGAGGAGAAUGGGGUUUGAAGGGGUGGAGUUCAUUUUUGAGGCGACUCAAAAAUCGAGGAGAAUGGGGUUUGAAGGGGUGGAGUUCAUUUUUGAGGCGACUCAAAAAUCGAGGAGAAUGGGGUUUGAAGGGGUGGAGUUCAUUUUUGAGGCGACUCAAAAAUCGAGGAGAAUGGGGUUUGAAGGGGUGGAGUUCAUUUUUGAGGCGACUCAAAAAUCGAGGAGAAUGGGGUUUGAAGGGGUGGAGUUCAUUUUUGAGGCGACUCAAAAAUCGAGGAGAAUGGGGUUUGAAGGGGUGGAGUUCAUUUUUGAGGCGACUCAAAAAUCGAGGAGAAUGGGGUUUGAAGGGGUGGAGUUCAUUUUUGAGGCGACUCAAAAAUCGAGGAGAAUGGGGUUUGAAGGGGUGGAGUUCAUUUUUGAGGCGACUCAAAAAUCGAGGAGAAUGGGGUUUGAAGGGGUGGAGUUCAUUUUUGAGUCGACUAAAAAAUCGAGGAGAAUGGGGUUUGAAGGGGUGGAGUUCAUUUUUGAGGCGACUCAAAAAUCGAGGAGAAUGGGGUUUGAAGGGGUGGAGUUCAUUUUUGAGGCGACUCAAAAAUCGAGGAGAAUGGGGUUUGAAGGGGUGGAGUUCAUUUUUGAGGCGACUCAAAAAUCGAGGAGAAUGGGGUUUGAAGGGGUGGAGUUCAUUUUUGAGGCGACUCAAAAAUCGAGGAGAAUGGGGUUUGAAGGGGUGGAGUUCAUUUUUGAGGCGACUCAAAAAUCGAGGAGAAUGGGGUUUGAAGGGGUGGAGUUCAUUUUUGAGGCGACUCAAAAAUCGAGGAGAAUGGGGUUUGAAGGGGUGGAGUUCAUUUUUGAGGCGACUCAAAAAUCGAGGAGAAUGGGGUUUGAAGGGGUGGAGUUCAUUUUUGAGGCGACUAAAAAAUCGAGGAGAAUGGGGUUUGAAGGGGUGGAGUUCAUUUUUGAGGCGACUCAAAAAUCGAGGAGAAUGGGGUUUGAAGGGGUGGAGUUCAUUUUUGAGGCGACUCAAAAAUCGAGGAGAAUGGGGUUUGAAGGGGUGGAGUUCAUUUUUGAGGCGACUCAAAAAUCGAGGAGAAUGGGGUUUGAAGGGGUGGAGUUCAUUUUUGAGGCGACUCAAAAAUCGAGGAGAAUGGGGUUUGAAGGGGUGGAGUUCAUUUUUGAGGCGACUCAAAAAUCGAGGAGAAUGGGGUUUGAAGGGGUGGAGUUCAUUUUUGAGGCGACUCAAAAAUCGAGGAGAAUGGGGUUUGAAGGGGUGGAGUUCAUUUUUGAGGCGACUCAAAAAUCGAGGAGAAUGGGGUUUGAAGGGGUGGAGUUCAUUUUUGAGGCGACUCAAAAAUCGAGGAGAAUGGGGUUUGAAGGGGUGGAGUUCAUUUUUGAGGCGACUCAAAAAUCGAGGAGAAUGGGGUUUGAAGGGGUGGAGUUCAUUUUUGAGGCGACUCAAAAAUCGAGGAGAAUGGGGUUUGAAGGGGUGGAGUUCAUUUUUGAGGCGACUCAAAAAUCGAGGAGAAUGGGGUUUGAAGGGGUGGAGUUCAUUUUUGAGGCGACUCAAAAAUCGAGGAGAAUGGGGUUUGAAGGGGUGGAGUUCAUUUUUGAGGCGACUCAAAAAUCGAGGAGAAUGGGGUUUGAAGGGGUGGAGUUCAUUUUUGAGGCGACUCAAAAAUCGAGGAGAAUGGGGUUUGAAGGGGUGGAGUUCAUUUUUGAGGCGACUCAAAAAUCGAGGAGAAUGGGGUUUGAAGGGGUGGAGUUCAUUUUUGAGGCGACUCAAAAAUCGAGGAGAAUGGGGUUUGAAGGGGUGGAGUUCAUUUUUGAGGCGACUCAAAAAUCGAGGAGAAUGGGGUUUGAAGGGGUGGAGUUCAUUUUUGAGGCGACUCAAAAAUCGAGGAGAAUGGGGUUUGAAGGGGUGGAGUUCAUUUUUGAGGCGACUCAAAAAUCGAGGAGAAUGGGGUUUGAAGGGGUGGAGUUCAUUUUUGAGGCGACUCAAAAAUCGAGGAGAAUGGGGUUUGAAGGGGUGGAGUUCAUUUUUGAGGCGACUCAAAAAUCGAGGAGAAUGGGGUUUGAAGGGGUGGAGUUCAUUUUUGAGGCGACUCAAAAAUCGAGGAGAAUGGGGUUUGAAGGGGUGGAGUUCAUUUUUGAGGCGACUCAAAAAUCGAGGAGAAUGGGGUUUGAAGGGGUGGAGUUCAUUUUUGAGGCGACUCAAAAAUCGAGGAGAAUGGGGUUUGAAGGGGUGGAGUUCAUUUUUGAGGCGACUCAAAAAUCGAGGAGAAUGGGGUUUGAAGGGGUGGAGUUCAUUUUUGAGGCGACUCAAAAAUCGAGGAGAAUGGGGUUUGAAGGGGUGGAGUUCAUUUUUGAGGCGACUCAAAAAUCGAGGAGAAUGGGGUUUGAAGGGGUGGAGUUCAUUUUUGAGGCGACUCAAAAAUCGAGGAGAAUGGGGUUUGAAGGGGUGGAGUUCAUUUUUGAGGCGACUCAAAAAUCGAGGAGAAUGGGGUUUGAAGGGGUGGAGUUCAUUUUUGAGGCGACUCAAAAAUCGAGGAGAAUGGGGUUUGAAGGGGUGGAGUUCAUUUUUGAGGCGACUCAAAAAUCGAGGAGAAUGGGGUUUGAAGGGGUGGAGUUCAUUUUUGAGGCGACUCAAAAAUCGAGGAGAAUGGGGUUUGAAGGGGUGGAGUUCAUUUUUGAGGCGACUCAAAAAUCGAGGAGAAUGGGGUUUGAAGGGGUGGAGUUCAUUUUUGAGGCGACUCAAAAAUCGAGGAGAAUGGGGUUUGAAGGGGUGGAGUUCAUUUUUGAGGCGACUCAAAAAUCGAGGAGAAUGGGGUUUGAAGGGGUGGAGUUCAUUUUUGAGGCGACUCAAAAAUCGAGGAGAAUGGGGUUUGAAGGGGUGGAGUUCAUUUUUGAGGCGACUCAAAAAUCGAGGAGAAUGGGGUUUGAAGGGGUGGAGUUCAUUUUUGAGGCGACUCAAAAAUCGAGGAGAAUGGGGUUUGAAGGGGUGGAGUUCAUUUUUGAGGCGACUCAAAAAUCGAGGAGAAUGGGGUUUGAAGGGGUGGAGUUCAUUUUUGAGGCGACUCAAAAAUCGAGGAGAAUGGGGUUUGAAGGGGUGGAGUUCAUUUUUGAGGCGACUCAAAAAUCGAGGAGAAUGGGGUUUGAAGGGGUGGAGUUCAUUUUUGAGGCGACUCAAAAAUCGAGGAGAAUGGGGUUUGAAGGGGUGGAGUUCAUUUUUGAGGCGACUCAAAAAUCGAGGAGAAUGGGGUUUGAAGGGGUGGAGUUCAUUUUUGAGGCGACUCAAAAAUCGAGGAGAAUGGGGUUUGAAGGGGUGGAGUUCAUUUUUGAGGCGACUCAAAAAUCGAGGAGAAUGGGGUUUGAAGGGGUGGAGUUCAUUUUUGAGGCGACUCAAAAAUCGAGGAGAAUGGGGUUUGAAGGGGUGGAGUUCAUUUUUGAGGCGACUCAAAAAUCGAGGAGAAUGGGGUUUGAAGGGGUGGAGUUCAUUUUUGAGGCGACUCAAAAAUCGAGGAGAAUGGGGUUUGAAGGGGUGGAGUUCAUUUUUGAGGCGACUCAAAAAUCGAGGAGAAUGGGGUUUGAAGGGGUGGAGUUCAUUUUUGAGGCGACUCAAAAAUCGAGGAGAAUGGGGUUUGAAGGGGUGGAGUUCAUUUUUGAGGCGACUCAAAAAUCGAGGAGAAUGGGGUUUGAAGGGGUGGAGUUCAUUUUUGAGGCGACUCAAAAAUCGAGGAGAAUGGGGUUUGAAGGGGUGGAGUUCAUUUUUGAGGCGACUCAAAAAUCGAGGAGAAUGGGGUUUGAAGGGGUGGAGUUCAUUUUUGAGGCGACUCAAAAAUCGAGGAGAAUGGGGUUUGAAGGGGUGGAGUUCAUUUUUGAGGCGACUCAAAAAUCGAGGAGAAUGGGGUUUGAAGGGGUGGAGUUCAUUUUUGAGGCGACUCAAAAAUCGAGGAGAAUGGGGUUUGAAGGGGUGGAGUUCAUUUUUGAGGCGACUCAAAAAUCGAGGAGAAUGGGGUUUGAAGGGGUGGAGUUCAUUUUUGAGGCGACUCAAAAAUCGAGGAGAAUGGGGUUUGAAGGGGUGGAGUUCAUUUUUGAGGCGACUCAAAAAUCGAGGAGAAUGGGGUUUGAAGGGGUGGAGUUCAUUUUUGAGGCGACUCAAAAAUCGAGGAGAAUGGGGUUUGAAGGGGUGGAGUUCAUUUUUGAGGCGACUCAAAAAUCGAGGAGAAUGGGGUUUGAAGGGGUGGAGUUCAUUUUUGAGGCGACUCAAAAAUCGAGGAGAAUGGGGUUUGAAGGGGUGGAGUUCAUUUUUGAGGCGACUCAAAAAUCGAGGAGAAUGGGGUUUGAAGGGGUGGAGUUCAUUUUUGAGGCGACUCAAAAAUCGAGGAGAAUGGGGUUUGAAGGGGUGGAGUUCAUUUUUGAGGCGACUCAAAAAUCGAGGAGAAUGGGGUUUGAAGGGGUGGAGUUCAUUUUUGAGGCGACUCAAAAAUCGAGGAGAAUGGGGUUUGAAGGGGUGGAGUUCAUUUUUGAGGCGACUCAAAAAUCGAGGAGAAUGGGGUUUGAAGGGGUGGAGUUCAUUUUUGAGGCGACUCAAAAAUCGAGGAGAAUGGGGUUUGAAGGGGUGGAGUUCAUUUUUGAGGCGACUCAAAAAUCGAGGAGAAUGGGGUUUGAAGGGGUGGAGUUCAUUUUUGAGGCGACUCAAAAAUCGAGGAGAAUGGGGUUUGAAGGGGUGGAGUUCAUUUUUGAGGCGACUCAAAAAUCGAGGAGAAUGGGGUUUGAAGGGGUGGAGUUCAUUUUUGAGGCGACUCAAAAAUCGAGGAGAAUGGGGUUUGAAGGGGUGGAGUUCAUUUUUGAGGCGACUCAAAAAUCGAGGAGAAUGGGGUUUGAAGGGGUGGAGUUCAUUUUUGAGGCGACUCAAAAAUCGAGGAGAAUGGGGUUUGAAGGGGUGGAGUUCAUUUUUGAGGCGACUCAAAAAUCGAGGAGAAUGGGGUUUGAAGGGGUGGAGUUCAUUUUUGAGGCGACUCAAAAAUCGAGGAGAAUGGGGUUUGAAGGGGUGGAGUUCAUUUUUGAGGCGACUCAAAAAUCGAGGAGAAUGGGGUUUGAAGGGGUGGAGUUCAUUUUUGAGGCGACUCAAAAAUCGAGGAGAAUGGGGUUUGAAGGGGUGGAGUUCAUUUUUGAGGCGACUCAAAAAUCGAGGAGAAUGGGGUUUGAAGGGGUGGAGUUCAUUUUUGAGGCGACUCAAAAAUCGAGGAGAAUGGGGUUUGAAGGGGUGGAGUUCAUUUUUGAGGCGACUCAAAAAUCGAGGAGAAUGGGGUUUGAAGGGGUGGAGUUCAUUUUUGAGGCGACUCAAAAAUCGAGGAGAAUGGGGUUUGAAGGGGUGGAGUUCAUUUUUGAGGCGACUCAAAAAUCGAGGAGAAUGGGGUUUGAAGGGGUGGAGUUCAUUUUUGAGGCGACUCAAAAAUCGAGGAGAAUGGGGUUUGAAGGGGUGGAGUUCAUUUUUGAGGCGACUCAAAAAUCGAGGAGAAUGGGGUUUGAAGGGGUGGAGUUCAUUUUUGAGGCGACUCAAAAAUCGAGGAGAAUGGGGUUUGAAGGGGUGGAGUUCAUUUUUGAGGCGACUCAAAAAUCGAGGAGAAUGGGGUUUGAAGGGGUGGAGUUCAUUUUUGAGGCGACUCAAAAAUCGAGGAGAAUGGGGUUUGAAGGGGUGGAGUUCAUUUUUGAGGCGACUCAAAAAUCGAGGAGAAUGGGGUUUGAAGGGGUGGAGUUCAUUUUUGAGGCGACUCAAAAAUCGAGGAGAAUGGGGUUUGAAGGGGUGGAGUUCAUUUUUGAGGCGACUCAAAAAUCGAGGAGAAUGGGGUUUGAAGGGGUGGAGUUCAUUUUUGAGGCGACUCAAAAAUCGAGGAGAAUGGGGUUUGAAGGGGUGGAGUUCAUUUUUGAGGCGACUCAAAAAUCGAGGAGAAUGGGGUUUGAAGGGGUGGAGUUCAUUUUUGAGGCGACUCAAAAAUCGAGGAGAAUGGGGUUUGAAGGGGUGGAGUUCAUUUUUGAGGCGACUCAAAAAUCGAGGAGAAUGGGGUUUGAAGGGGUGGAGUUCAUUUUUGAGGCGACUCAAAAAUCGAGGAGAAUGGGGUUUGAAGGGGUGGAGUUCAUUUUUGAGGCGACUCAAAAAUCGAGGAGAAUGGGGUUUGAAGGGGUGGAGUUCAUUUUUGAGGCGACUCAAAAAUCGAGGAGAAUGGGGUUUGAAGGGGUGGAGUUCAUUUUUGAGGCGACUCAAAAAUCGAGGAGAAUGGGGUUUGAAGGGGUGGAGUUCAUUUUUGAGGCGACUCAAAAAUCGAGGAGAAUGGGGUUUGAAGGGGUGGAGUUCAUUUUUGAGGCGACUCAAAAAUCGAGGAGAAUGGGGUUUGAAGGGGUGGAGUUCAUUUUUGAGGCGACUCAAAAAUCGAGGAGAAUGGGGUUUGAAGGGGUGGAGUUCAUUUUUGAGGCGACUCAAAAAUCGAGGAGAAUGGGGUUUGAAGGGGUGGAGUUCAUUUUUGAGGCGACUCAAAAAUCGAGGAGAAUGGGGUUUGAAGGGGUGGAGUUCAUUUUUGAGGCGACUCAAAAAUCGAGGAGAAUGGGGUUUGAAGGGGUGGAGUUCAUUUUUGAGGCGACUCAAAAAUCGAGGAGAAUGGGGUUUGAAGGGGUGGAGUUCAUUUUUGAGGCGACUCAAAAAUCGAGGAGAAUGGGGUUUGAAGGGGUGGAGUUCAUUUUUGAGGCGACUCAAAAAUCGAGGAGAAUGGGGUUUGAAGGGGUGGAGUUCAUUUUUGAGGCGACUCAAAAAUCGAGGAGAAUGGGGUUUGAAGGGGUGGAGUUCAUUUUUGAGGCGACUCAAAAAUCGAGGAGAAUGGGGUUUGAAGGGGUGGAGUUCAUUUUUGAGGCGACUCAAAAAUCGAGGAGAAUGGGGUUUGAAGGGGUGGAGUUCAUUUUUGAGGCGACUCAAAAAUCGAGGAGAAUGGGGUUUGAAGGGGUGGAGUUCAUUUUUGAGGCGACUCAAAAAUCGAGGAGAAUGGGGUUUGAAGGGGUGGAGUUCAUUUUUGAGGCGACUCAAAAAUCGAGGAGAAUGGGGUUUGAAGGGGUGGAGUUCAUUUUUGAGGCGACUCAAAAAUCGAGGAGAAUGGGGUUUGAAGGGGUGGAGUUCAUUUUUGAGGCGACUCAAAAAUCGAGGAGAAUGGGGUUUGAAGGGGUGGAGUUCAUUUUUGAGGCGACUCAAAAAUCGAGGAGAAUGGGGUUUGAAGGGGUGGAGUUCAUUUUUGAGGCGACUCAAAAAUCGAGGAGAAUGGGGUUUGAAGGGGUGGAGUUCAUUUUUGAGGCGACUCAAAAAUCGAGGAGAAUGGGGUUUGAAGGGGUGGAGUUCAUUUUUGAGGCGACUCAAAAAUCGAGGAGAAUGGGGUUUGAAGGGGUGGAGUUCAUUUUUGAGGCGACUCAAAAAUCGAGGAGAAUGGGGUUUGAAGGGGUGGAGUUCAUUUUUGAGGCGACUCAAAAAUCGAGGAGAAUGGGGUUUGAAGGGGUGGAGUUCAUUUUUGAGGCGACUCAAAAAUCGAGGAGAAUGGGGUUUGAAGGGGUGGAGUUCAUUUUUGAGGCGACUCAAAAAUCGAGGAGAAUGGGGUUUGAAGGGGUGGAGUUCAUUUUUGAGGCGACUCAAAAAUCGAGGAGAAUGGGGUUUGAAGGGGUGGAGUUCAUUUUUGAGGCGACUCAAAAAUCGAGGAGAAUGGGGUUUGAAGGGGUGGAGUUCAUUUUUGAGGCGACUCAAAAAUCGAGGAGAAUGGGGUUUGAAGGGGUGGAGUUCAUUUUUGAGGCGACUCAAAAAUCGAGGAGAAUGGGGUUUGAAGGGGUGGAGUUCAUUUUUGAGGCGACUCAAAAAUCGAGGAGAAUGGGGUUUGAAGGGGUGGAGUUCAUUUUUGAGGCGACUCAAAAAUCGAGGAGAAUGGGGUUUGAAGGGGUGGAGUUCAUUUUUGAGGCGACUCAAAAAUCGAGGAGAAUGGGGUUUGAAGGGGUGGAGUUCAUUUUUGAGGCGACUCAAAAAUCGAGGAGAAUGGGGUUUGAAGGGGUGGAGUUCAUUUUUGAGGCGACUCAAAAAUCGAGGAGAAUGGGGUUUGAAGGGGUGGAGUUCAUUUUUGAGGCGACUCAAAAAUCGAGGAGAAUGGGGUUUGAAGGGGUGGAGUUCAUUUUUGAGGCGACUCAAAAAUCGAGGAGAAUGGGGUUUGAAGGGGUGGAGUUCAUUUUUGAGGCGACUCAAAAAUCGAGGAGAAUGGGGUUUGAAGGGGUGGAGUUCAUUUUGAGGCGACUCAAAAAUCGAGGAGAAUGGGGGGUGGAGUUCAUUUUUGAGGCGACUCAAAAAUCGAGGAGAAUGGGGUUUGAAGGGGUGGAGUUCAUUUUUGAGGCGACUCAAAAAUCGAGGAGAAUGGGGUUUGAAGGGGUGGAGUUCAUUUUUGAGGCGACUCAAAAAUCGAGGAGAAUGGGGUUUGAAGGGGUGGAGUUCAUUUUUGAGGCGACUCAAAAAUCGAGGAGAAUGGGGUUUGAAGGGGUGGAGUUCAUUUUUGAGGCGACUCAAAAAUCGAGGAGAAUGGGGUUUGAAGGGGUGGAGUUCAUUUUUGAGGCGACUCAAAAAUCGAGGAGAAUGGGGUUUGAAGGGGUGGAGUUCAUUUUUGAGGCGACUCAAAAAUCGAGGAGAAUGGGGUUUGAAGGGGUGGAGUUCAUUUUUGAGGCGACUCAAAAAUCGAGGAGAAUGGGGUUUGAAGGGGUGGAGUUCAUUUUUGAGGCGACUCAAAAAUCGAGGAGAAUGGGGUUUGAAGGGGUGGAGUUCAUUUUUGAGGCGACUCAAAAAUCGAGGAGAAUGGGGUUUGAAGGGGUGGAGUUCAUUUUUGAGGCGACUCAAAAAUCGAGGAGAAUGGGGUUUGAAGGGGUGGAGUUCAUUUUUGAGGCGACUCAAAAAUCGAGGAGAAUGGGGUUUGAAGGGGUGGAGUUCAUUUUUGAGGCGACUCAAAAAUCGAGGAGAAUGGGGUUUGAAGGGGUGGAGUUCAUUUUUGAGGCGACUCAAAAAUCGAGGAGAAUGGGGUUUGAAGGGGUGGAGUUCAUUUUUGAGGCGACUCAAAAAUCGAGGAGAAUGGGGUUUGAAGGGGUGGAGUUCAUUUUUGAGGCGACUCAAAAAUCGAGGAGAAUGGGGUUUGAAGGGGUGGAGUUCAUUUUUGAGGCGACUCAAAAAUCGAGGAGAAUGGGGUUUGAAGGGGUGGAGUUCAUUUUUGAGGCGACUCAAAAAUCGAGGAGAAUGGGGUUUGAAGGGGUGGAGUUCAUUUUUGAGGCGACUCAAAAAUCGAGGAGAAUGGGGUUUGAAGGGGUGGAGUUCAUUUUUGAGGCGACUCAAAAAUCGAGGAGAAUGGGGUUUGAAGGGGUGGAGUUCAUUUUUGAGGCGACUCAAAAAUCGAGGAGAAUGGGGUUUGAAGGGGUGGAGUUCAUUUUUGAGGCGACUCAAAAAUCGAGGAGAAUGGGGUUUGAAGGGGUGGAGUUCAUUUUUGAGGCGACUCAAAAAUCGAGGAGAAUGGGGUUUGAAGGGGUGGAGUUCAUUUUUGAGGCGACUCAAAAAUCGAGGAGAAUGGGGUUUGAAGGGGUGGAGUUCAUUUUUGAGGCGACUCAAAAAUCGAGGAGAAUGGGGUUUGAAGGGGUGGAGUUCAUUUUUGAGGCGACUCAAAAAUCGAGGAGAAUGGGGUUUGAAGGGGUGGAGUUCAUUUUUGAGGCGACUCAAAAAUCGAGGAGAAUGGGGUUUGAAGGGGUGGAGUUCAUUUUUGAGGCGACUCAAAAAUCGAGGAGAAUGGGGUUUGAAGGGGUGGAGUUCAUUUUUGAGGCGACUCAAAAAUCGAGGAGAAUGGGGUUUGAAGGGGUGGAGUUCAUUUUUGAGGCGACUCAAAAAUCGAGGAGAAUGGGGUUUGAAGGGGUGGAGUUCAUUUUUGAGGCGACUCAAAAAUCGAGGAGAAUGGGGUUUGAAGGGGUGGAGUUCAUUUUUGAGGCGACUCAAAAAUCGAGGAGAAUGGGGUUUGAAGGGGUGGAGUUCAUUUUUGAGGCGACUCAAAAAUCGAGGAGAAUGGGGUUUGAAGGGGUGGAGUUCAUUUUUGAGGCGACUCAAAAAUCGAGGAGAAUGGGGUUUGAAGGGGUGGAGUUCAUUUUUGAGGCGACUCAAAAAUCGAGGAGAAUGGGGUUUGAAGGGGUGGAGUUCAUUUUUGAGGCGACUCAAAAAUCGAGGAGAAUGGGGUUUGAAGGGGUGGAGUUCAUUUUUGAGGCGACUCAAAAAUCGAGGAGAAUGGGGUUUGAAGGGGUGGAGUUCAUUUUUGAGGCGACUCAAAAAUCGAGGAGAAUGGGGUUUGAAGGGGUGGAGUUCAUUUUUGAGGCGACUCAAAAAUCGAGGAGAAUGGGGUUUGAAGGGGUGGAGUUCAUUUUUGAGGCGACUAAAAAAUCGAGGAGAAUGGGGUUUGAAGGGGUGGAGUUCAUUUUUGAGGCGACUCAAAAAUCGAGGAGAAUGGGGUUUGAAGGGGUGGAGUUCAUUUUUGAGGCGACUCAAAAAUCGAGGAGAAUGGGGUUUGAAGGGGUGGAGUUCAUUUUUGAGGCGACUCAAAAAUCGAGGAGAAUGGGGUUUGAAGGGGUGGAGUUCAUUUUUGAGGCGACUCAAAAAUCGAGGAGAAUGGGGUUUGAAGGGGUGGAGUUCAUUUUUGAGGCGACUCAAAAAUCGAGGAGAAUGGGGUUUGAAGGGGUGGAGUUCAUUUUUGAGGCGACUCAAAAAUCGAGGAGAAUGGGGUUUGAAGGGGUGGAGUUCAUUUUUGAGGCGACUCAAAAAUCGAGGAGAAUGGGGUUUGAAGGGGUGGAGUUCAUUUUUGAGGCGACUCAAAAAUCGAGGAGAAUGGGGUUUGAAGGGGUGGAGUUCAUUUUUGAGGCGACUCAAAAAUCGAGGAGAAUGGGGUUUGAAGGGGUGGAGUUCAUUUUUGAGGCGACUCAAAAAUCGAGGAGAAUGGGGUUUGAAGGGGUGGAGUUCAUUUUUGAGGCGACUCAAAAAUCGAGGAGAAUGGGGUUUGAAGGGGUGGAGUUCAUUUUUGAGGCGACUCAAAAAUCGAGGAGAAUGGGGUUUGAAGGGGUGGAGUUCAUUUUUGAGGCGACUCAAAAAUCGAGGAGAAUGGGGUUUGAAGGGGUGGAGUUCAUUUUUGAGGCGACUCAAAAAUCGAGGAGAAUGGGGUUUGAAGGGGUGGAGUUCAUUUUUGAGGCGACUCAAAAAUCGAGGAGAAUGGGGUUUGAAGGGGUGGAGUUCAUUUUUGAGGCGACUCAAAAAUCGAGGAGAAUGGGGUUUGAAGGGGUGGAGUUCAUUUUUGAGGCGACUCAAAAAUCGAGGAGAAUGGGGUUUGAAGGGGUGGAGUUCAUUUUUGAGGCGACUCAAAAAUCGAGGAGAAUGGGGUUUGAAGGGGUGGAGUUCAUUUUUGAGGCGACUCAAAAAUCGAGGAGAAUGGGGUUUGAAGGGGUGGAGUUCAUUUUUGAGGCGACUCAAAAAUCGAGGAGAAUGGGGUUUGAAGGGGUGGAGUUCAUUUUUGAGGCGACUCAAAAAUCGAGGAGAAUGGGGUUUGAAGGGGUGGAGUUCAUUUUUGAGGCGACUCAAAAAUCGAGGAGAAUGGGGUUUGAAGGGGUGGAGUUCAUUUUUGAGGCGACUCAAAAAUCGAGGAGAAUGGGGUUUGAAGGGGUGGAGUUCAUUUUUGAGGCGACUCAAAAAUCGAGGAGAAUGGGGUUUGAAGGGGUGGAGUUCAUUUUUGAGGCGACUCAAAAAUCGAGGAGAAUGGGGUUUGAAGGGGUGGAGUUCAUUUUUGAGGCGACUCAAAAAUCGAGGAGAAUGGGGUUUGAAGGGGUGGAGUUCAUUUUUGAGGCGACUCAAAAAUCGAGGAGAAUGGGGUUUGAAGGGGUGGAGUUCAUUUUUGAGGCGACUCAAAAAUCGAGGAGAAUGGGGUUUGAAGGGGUGGAGUUCAUUUUUGAGGCGACUCAAAAAUCGAGGAGAAUGGGGUUUGAAGGGGUGGAGUUCAUUUUUGAGGCGACUCAAAAAUCGAGGAGAAUGGGGUUUGAAGGGGUGGAGUUCAUUUUUGAGGCGACUCAAAAAUCGAGGAGAAUGGGGUUUGAAGGGGUGGAGUUCAUUUUUGAGGCGACUCAAAAAUCGAGGAGAAUGGGGUUUGAAGGGGUGGAGUUCAUUUUUGAGGCGACUCAAAAAUCGAGGAGAAUGGGGUUUGAAGGGGUGGAGUUCAUUUUUGAGGCGACUCAAAAAUCGAGGAGAAUGGGGUUUGAAGGGGUGGAGUUCAUUUUUGAGGCGACUCAAAAAUCGAGGAGAAUGGGGUUUGAAGGGGUGGAGUUCAUUUUUGAGGCGACUCAAAAAUCGAGGAGAAUGGGGUUUGAAGGGGUGGAGUUCAUUUUUGAGGCGACUCAAAAAUCGAGGAGAAUGGGGUUUGAAGGGGUGGAGUUCAUUUUUGAGGCGACUCAAAAAUCGAGGAGAAUGGGGUUUGAAGGGGUGGAGUUCAUUUUUGAGGCGACUCAAAAAUCGAGGAGAAUGGGGUUUGAAGGGGUGGAGUUCAUUUUUGAGGCGACUCAAAAAUCGAGGAGAAUGGGGUUUGAAGGGGUGGAGUUCAUUUUUGAGGCGACUCAAAAAUCGAGGAGAAUGGGGUUUGAAGGGGUGGAGUUCAUUUUUGAGGCGACUCAAAAAUCGAGGAGAAUGGGGUUUGAAGGGGUGGAGUUCAUUUUUGAGGCGACUCAAAAAUCGAGGAGAAUGGGGUUUGAAGGGGUGGAGUUCAUUUUUGAGUCGACUAAAAAAUCGAGGAGAAUGGGGUUUGAAGGGGUGGAGUUCAUUUUUGAGGCGACUCAAAAAUCGAGGAGAAUGGGGUUUGAAGGGGUGGAGUUCAUUUUUGAGGCGACUCAAAAAUCGAGGAGAAUGGGGUUUGAAGGGGUGGAGUUCAUUUUUGAGGCGACUCAAAAAUCGAGGAGAAUGGGGUUUGAAGGGGUGGAGUUCAUUUUUGAGGCGACUCAAAAAUCGAGGAGAAUGGGGUUUGAAGGGGUGGAGUUCAUUUUUGAGGCGACUCAAAAAUCGAGGAGAAUGGGGUUUGAAGGGGUGGAGUUCAUUUUUGAGGCGACUCAAAAAUCGAGGAGAAUGGGGUUUGAAGGGGUGGAGUUCAUUUUUGAGGCGACUCAAAAAUCGAGGAGAAUGGGGUUUGAAGGGGUGGAGUUCAUUUUUGAGGCGACUCAAAAAUCGAGGAGAAUGGGGUUUGAAGGGGUGGAGUUCAUUUUUGAGGCGACUCAAAAAUCGAGGAGAAUGGGGUUUGAAGGGGUGGAGUUCAUUUUUGAGGCGACUCAAAAAUCGAGGAGAAUGGGGUUUGAAGGGGUGGAGUUCAUUUUUGAGGCGACUCAAAAAUCGAGGAGAAUGGGGUUUGAAGGGGUGGAGUUCAUUUUUGAGGCGACUCAAAAAUCGAGGAGAAUGGGGUUUGAAGGGGUGGAGUUCAUUUUUGAGGCGACUCAAAAAUCGAGGAGAAUGGGGUUUGAAGGGGUGGAGUUCAUUUUUGAGGCGACUCAAAAAUCGAGGAGAAUGGGGUUUGAAGGGGUGGAGUUCAUUUUUGAGGCGACUCAAAAAUCGAGGAGAAUGGGGUUUGAAGGGGUGGAGUUCAUUUUUGAGGCGACUCAAAAAUCGAGGAGAAUGGGGUUUGAAGGGGUGGAGUUCAUUUUUGAGGCGACUCAAAAAUCGAGGAGAAUGGGGUUUGAAGGGGUGGAGUUCAUUUUUGAGGCGACUCAAAAAUCGAGGAGAAUGGGGUUUGAAGGGGUGGAGUUCAUUUUUGAGGCGACUCAAAAAUCGAGGAGAAUGGGGUUUGAAGGGGUGGAGUUCAUUUUUGAGGCGACUCAAAAAUCGAGGAGAAUGGGGUUUGAAGGGGUGGAGUUCAUUUUUGAGGCGACUCAAAAAUCGAGGAGAAUGGGGUUUGAAGGGGUGGAGUUCAUUUUUGAGGCGACUCAAAAAUCGAGGAGAAUGGGGUUUGAAGGGGUGGAGUUCAUUUUUGAGGCGACUCAAAAAUCGAGGAGAAUGGGGUUUGAAGGGGUGGAGUUCAUUUUUGAGGCGACUCAAAAAUCGAGGAGAAUGGGGUUUGAAGGGGUGGAGUUCAUUUUUGAGGCGACUCAAAAAUCGAGGAGAAUGGGGUUUGAAGGGGUGGAGUUCAUUUUUGAGGCGACUCAAAAAUCGAGGAGAAUGGGGUUUGAAGGGGUGGAGUUCAUUUUUGAGGCGACUCAAAAAUCGAGGAGAAUGGGGUUUGAAGGGGUGGAGUUCAUUUUUGAGGCGACUCAAAAAUCGAGGAGAAUGGGGUUUGAAGGGGUGGAGUUCAUUUUUGAGGCGACUCAAAAAUCGAGGAGAAUGGGGUUUGAAGGGGUGGAGUUCAUUUUUGAGGCGACUCAAAAAUCGAGGAGAAUGGGGUUUGAAGGGGUGGAGUUCAUUUUUGAGGCGACUCAAAAAUCGAGGAGAAUGGGGUUUGAAGGGGUGGAGUUCAUUUUUGAGGCGACUCAAAAAUCGAGGAGAAUGGGGUUUGAAGGGGUGGAGUUCAUUUUUGAGGCGACUCAAAAAUCGAGGAGAAUGGGGUUUGAAGGGGUGGAGUUCAUUUUUGAGGCGACUCAAAAAUCGAGGAGAAUGGGGUUUGAAGGGGUGGAGUUCAUUUUUGAGGCGACUCAAAAAUCGAGGAGAAUGGGGUUUGAAGGGGUGGAGUUCAUUUUUGAGGCGACUCAAAAAUCGAGGAGAAUGGGGUUUGAAGGGGUGGAGUUCAUUUUUGAGGCGACUCAAAAAUCGAGGAGAAUGGGGUUUGAAGGGGUGGAGUUCAUUUUUGAGGCGACUCAAAAAUCGAGGAGAAUGGGGUUUGAAGGGGUGGAGUUCAUUUUUGAGGCGACUCAAAAAUCGAGGAGAAUGGGGUUUGAAGGGGUGGAGUUCAUUUUUGAGGCGACUCAAAAAUCGAGGAGAAUGGGGUUUGAAGGGGUGGAGUUCAUUUUUGAGGCGACUCAAAAAUCGAGGAGAAUGGGGUUUGAAGGGGUGGAGUUCAUUUUUGAGGCGACUCAAAAAUCGAGGAGAAUGGGGUUUGAAGGGGUGGAGUUCAUUUUUGAGGCGACUCAAAAAUCGAGGAGAAUGGGGUUUGAAGGGGUGGAGUUCAUUUUUGAGGCGACUCAAAAAUCGAGGAGAAUGGGGUUUGAAGGGGUGGAGUUCAUUUUUGAGGCGACUCAAAAAUCGAGGAGAAUGGGGUUUGAAGGGGUGGAGUUCAUUUUUGAGGCGACUCAAAAAUCGAGGAGAAUGGGGUUUGAAGGGGUGGAGUUCAUUUUUGAGGCGACUCAAAAAUCGAGGAGAAUGGGGUUUGAAGGGGUGGAGUUCAUUUUUGAGGCGACUCAAAAAUCGAGGAGAAUGGGGUUUGAAGGGGUGGAGUUCAUUUUUGAGGCGACUCAAAAAUCGAGGAGAAUGGGGUUUGAAGGGGUGGAGUUCAUUUUUGAGGCGACUCAAAAAUCGAGGAGAAUGGGGUUUGAAGGGGUGGAGUUCAUUUUUGAGGCGACUCAAAAAUCGAGGAGAAUGGGGUUUGAAGGGGUGGAGUUCAUUUUUGAGGCGACUCAAAAAUCGAGGAGAAUGGGGUUUGAAGGGGUGGAGUUCAUUUUUGAGGCGACUCAAAAAUCGAGGAGAAUGGGGUUUGAAGGGGUGGAGUUCAUUUUUGAGGCGACUCAAAAAUCGAGGAGAAUGGGGUUUGAAGGGGUGGAGUUCAUUUUUGAGGCGACUCAAAAAUCGAGGAGAAUGGGGUUUGAAGGGGUGGAGUUCAUUUUUGAGGCGACUCAAAAAUCGAGGAGAAUGGGGUUUGAAGGGGUGGAGUUCAUUUUUGAGGCGACUCAAAAAUCGAGGAGAAUGGGGUUUGAAGGGGUGGAGUUCAUUUUUGAGGCGACUCAAAAAUCGAGGAGAAUGGGGUUUGAAGGGGUGGAGUUCAUUUUUGAGGCGACUCAAAAAUCGAGGAGAAUGGGGUUUGAAGGGGUGGAGUUCAUUUUUGAGGCGACUCAAAAAUCGAGGAGAAUGGGGUUUGAAGGGGUGGAGUUCAUUUUUGAGGCGACUCAAAAAUCGAGGAGAAUGGGGUUUGAAGGGGUGGAGUUCAUUUUUGAGGCGACUCAAAAAUCGAGGAGAAUGGGGUUUGAAGGGGUGGAGUUCAUUUUUGAGGCGACUCAAAAAUCGAGGAGAAUGGGGUUUGAAGGGGUGGAGUUCAUUUUUGAGGCGACUCAAAAAUCGAGGAGAAUGGGGUUUGAAGGGGUGGAGUUCAUUUUUGAGGCGACUCAAAAAUCGAGGAGAAUGGGGUUUGAAGGGGUGGAGUUCAUUUUUGAGGCGACUCAAAAAUCGAGGAGAAUGGGGUUUGAAGGGGUGGAGUUCAUUUUUGAGGCGACUCAAAAAUCGAGGAGAAUGGGGUUUGAAGGGGUGGAGUUCAUUUUUGAGGCGACUCAAAAAUCGAGGAGAAUGGGGUUUGAAGGGGUGGAGUUCAUUUUUGAGGCGACUCAAAAAUCGAGGAGAAUGGGGUUUGAAGGGGUGGAGUUCAUUUUUGAGGCGACUCAAAAAUCGAGGAGAAUGGGGUUUGAAGGGGUGGAGUUCAUUUUUGAGGCGACUCAAAAAUCGAGGAGAAUGGGGUUUGAAGGGGUGGAGUUCAUUUUUGAGGCGACUCAAAAAUCGAGGAGAAUGGGGUUUGAAGGGGUGGAGUUCAUUUUUGAGGCGACUCAAAAAUCGAGGAGAAUGGGGUUUGAAGGGGUGGAGUUCAUUUUUGAGGCGACUCAAAAAUCGAGGAGAAUGGGGUUUGAAGGGGUGGAGUUCAUUUUUGAGGCGACUCAAAAAUCGAGGAGAAUGGGGUUUGAAGGGGUGGAGUUCAUUUUUGAGGCGACUCAAAAAUCGAGGAGAAUGGGGUUUGAAGGGGUGGAGUUCAUUUUUGAGGCGACUCAAAAAUCGAGGAGAAUGGGGUUUGAAGGGGUGGAGUUCAUUUUUGAGGCGACUCAAAAAUCGAGGAGAAUGGGGUUUGAAGGGGUGGAGUUCAUUUUUGAGGCGACUCAAAAAUCGAGGAGAAUGGGGUUUGAAGGGGUGGAGUUCAUUUUUGAGGCGACUCAAAAAUCGAGGAGAAUGGGGUUUGAAGGGGUGGAGUUCAUUUUUGAGGCGACUCAAAAAUCGAGGAGAAUGGGGUUUGAAGGGGUGGAGUUCAUUUUUGAGGCGACUCAAAAAUCGAGGAGAAUGGGGUUUGAAGGGGUGGAGUUCAUUUUUGAGGCGACUCAAAAAUCGAGGAGAAUGGGGUUUGAAGGGGUGGAGUUCAUUUUUGAGGCGACUCAAAAAUCGAGGAGAAUGGGGUUUGAAGGGGUGGAGUUCAUUUUUGAGGCGACUCAAAAAUCGAGGAGAAUGGGGUUUGAAGGGGUGGAGUUCAUUUUUGAGGCGACUCAAAAAUCGAGGAGAAUGGGGUUUGAAGGGGUGGAGUUCAUUUUUGAGGCGACUCAAAAAUCGAGGAGAAUGGGGUUUGAAGGGGUGGAGUUCAUUUUUGAGGCGACUCAAAAAUCGAGGAGAAUGGGGUUUGAAGGGGUGGAGUUCAUUUUUGAGGCGACUCAAAAAUCGAGGAGAAUGGGGUUUGAAGGGGUGGAGUUCAUUUUUGAGGCGACUCAAAAAUCGAGGAGAAUGGGGUUUGAAGGGGUGGAGUUCAUUUUUGAGGCGACUCAAAAAUCGAGGAGAAUGGGGUUUCGAAGGGGGGUGGAGUUCAUUUUUGAGUCGACUAAAAAAUCGAGGAGAAUGGGGUUUGAAGGGGUGGAGUUCAUUUUUGAGGCGACUCAAAAAUCGAGGAGAAUGGGGUUUGAAGGGGUGGAGUUCAUUUUUGAGGCGACUCAAAAAUCGAGGAGAAUGGGGUUUGAAGGGGUGGAGUUCAUUUUUGAGGCGACUCAAAAAUCGAGGAGAAUGGGGUUUGAAGGGGUGGAGUUCAUUUUUGAGGCGACUCAAAAAUCGAGGAGAAUGGGGUUUGAAGGGGUGGAGUUCAUUUUUGAGGCGACUCAAAAAUCGAGGAGAAUGGGGUUUGAAGGGGUGGAGUUCAUUUUUGAGGCGACUCAAAAAUCGAGGAGAAUGGGGUUUGAAGGGGUGGAGUUCAUUUUUGAGGCGACUCAAAAAUCGAGGAGAAUGGGGUUUGAAGGGGUGGAGUUCAUUUUUGAGGCGACUCAAAAAUCGAGGAGAAUGGGGUUUGAAGGGGUGGAGUUCAUUUUUGAGGCGACUCAAAAAUCGAGGAGAAUGGGGUUUGAAGGGGUGGAGUUCAUUUUUGAGGCGACUCAAAAAUCGAGGAGAAUGGGGUUUGAAGGGGUGGAGUUCAUUUUUGAGGCGACUCAAAAAUCGAGGAGAAUGGGGUUUGAAGGGGUGGAGUUCAUUUUUGAGGCGACUCAAAAAUCGAGGAGAAUGGGGUUUGAAGGGGUGGAGUUCAUUUUUGAGGCGACUCAAAAAUCGAGGAGAAUGGGGUUUGAAGGGGUGGAGUUCAUUUUUGAGGCGACUCAAAAAUCGAGGAGAAUGGGGUUUGAAGGGGUGGAGUUCAUUUUUGAGGCGACUCAAAAAUCGAGGAGAAUGGGGUUUGAAGGGGUGGAGUUCAUUUUUGAGGCGACUCAAAAAUCGAGGAGAAUGGGGUUUGAAGGGGUGGAGUUCAUUUUUGAGGCGACUCAAAAAUCGAGGAGAAUGGGGUUUGAAGGGGUGGAGUUCAUUUUUGAGGCGACUCAAAAAUCGAGGAGAAUGGGGUUUGAAGGGGUGGAGUUCAUUUUUGAGUCGACUCAAAAAUCGAGGAGAAUGGGGUUUGAAGGGGUGGAGUUCAUUUUUGAGGCGACUCAAAAAUCGAGGAGAAUGGGGUUUGAAGGGGUGGAGUUCAUUUUUGAGGCGACUCAAAAAUCGAGGAGAAUGGGGUUUGAAGGGGUGGAGUUCAUUUUUGAGGCGACUCAAAAAUCGAGGAGAAUGGGGUUUGAAGGGGUGGAGUUCAUUUUUGAGGCGACUCAAAAAUCGAGGAGAAUGGGGUUUGAAGGGGUGGAGUUCAUUUUUGAGGCGACUCAAAAAUCGAGGAGAAUGGGGUUCGAAGGGGUGGAGUUCAUUUUUGAGUCGACUAAAAAAUCGAGGAGAAUGGGGUUUGAAGGGGUGGAGUUCAUUUUUGAGGCGACUCAAAAAUCGAGGAGAAUGGGGUUUGAAGGGGUGGAGUUCAUUUUUGAGGCGACUCAAAAAUCGAGGAGAAUGGGGUUUGAAGGGGUGGAGUUCAUUUUUGAGGCGACUCAAAAAUCGAGGAGAAUGGGGUUUGAAGGGGUGGAGUUCAUUUUUGAGGCGACUCAAAAAUCGAGGAGAAUGGGGUUUGAAGGGGUGGAGUUCAUUUUUGAGGCGACUCAAAAAUCGAGGAGAAUGGGGUUUCGAAGGGGGGUGGAGUUCAUUUUUGAGUCGACUAAAAAAUCGAGGAGAAUGGGGUUUGAAGGGGUGGAGUUCAUUUUUGAGGCGACUCAAAAAUCGAGGAGAAUGGGGUUUGAAGGGGUGGAGUUCAUUUUUGAGUCGACUAAAAAAUCGAGGAGAAUGGGGUUUGAAGGGGUGGAGUUCAUUUUUGAGGCGACUCAAAAAUCGAGGAGAAUGGGGUUUGAAGGGGUGGAGUUCAUUUUUGAGGCGACUAAAAAAUCGAGGAGAAUGGGGUUUGAAGGGGUGGAGUUCAUUUUUGAGGCGACUCAAAAAUCGAGGAGAAUGGGGUUUGAAGGGGUGGAGUUCAUUUUUGAGGCGACUCAAAAAUCGAGGAGAAUGGGGUUUGAAGGGGUGGAGUUCAUUUUUGAGGCGACUCAAAAAUCGAGGAGAAUGGGGUUUGAAGGGGUGGAGUUCAUUUUUGAGGCGACUCAAAAAUCGAGGAGAAUGGGGUUUGAAGGGGUGGAGUUCAUUUUUGAGGCGACUCAAAAAUCGAGGAGAAUGGGGUUCGAAGGGGUGGAGUUCAUUUUUGAGUCGACUAAAAAAUCGAGGAGAAUGGGGUUUGAAGGGGUGGAGUUCAUUUUUGAGGCGACUCAAAAAUCGAGGAGAAUGGGGUUUGAAGGGGUGGAGUUCAUUUUUGAGUCGACUCAAAAAUCGAGGAGAAUGGGGUUUGAAGGGGUGGAGUUCAUUUUUGAGGCGACUCAAAAAUCGAGGAGAAUGGGGUUUGAAGGGGUGGAGUUCAUUUUUUAG